Molecule: messenger RNA, 555 nt
Organism: Solanum stenotomum
Lineage: Eukaryota; Viridiplantae; Streptophyta; Magnoliopsida; Solanales; Solanaceae
Exons: 2
Coding region: 1-555 (184 amino acids)
Source: RefSeq, a predicted model, not a curated record
AUGACAGAAGCUAAUAGUUCCAGAUAUUCGAUCCAUCAGGGUUCCAUAAAGAUGUACCAUGACUUGAGAGAAGUCUAUUUGGGGAAUAGUGUGAAGAUGUGUAUCGCAAAUUUUGUUGCUAAGGGCCUAAAUUGUCAGCAAGUCAAGGAUGAACACCAAAGGCCAUGUGGUGUGGCUCAGAGCAUAGCUCUUCCAGAAUGGAAGUGGGAGAUGAUUGAUAUGGAAUUCAUUAUUGGCUUGCCACAAACUCGUAUGAAGCAUAAUUCACUUUGGAUGGCUUCUUAUAAGGCUCUUUAUGAGAGAAGAUGUAGAUCUCCUAUUGGUUGGUUUGAGGUUGGUGAAGCUGAGUUGAUAGGGCCAGAGUUGAUUCAUCAAUCCAUGGAGAAGGUGAAGAUAAUUCAAGAGAGGUUGAGGACAGCGCAGAGUUGUCAAAAAUCCUAUACAUAUGUUAGAAAUAGAGACUUGGAAUUUGAGGUUGAUGAUUGGGUAUAUUUGAGAAUUUUACCCAUAAAGAGUGUUAUGAGAUUUGGUAAGAAAGGAAAGCUCAGUCCCUGA